AUGUUCAGCAUCAUUACUCUACCCUUGCUUGCAGCUAUUAUUGCUGCCGAAACAAUCGUUCUUCCAACCUACGACGCAUCCGACCUACCUCACCUUCAGGGCUACAGGCAGGGUGCAUUCGGUCCCCAACCACCCCACAUCCAGGGCAAACAGCAAGGCGCUUUCUCGCGUCGACAAGGCGCUUCCGGGUGGGGAUCCAAUGGGGCUGGCGGUUGCUCUGUCUCCCGCGGAGUUGCUACGAACCCAAGCGAUGGCAGUCCUGGAGAUGGAGACCCUCACCAGAACUAUUAUCAUAUUCAAAUCAGCGAACCUAUCAGCUGCGGCAAUGGCAACUGCUCUGUGGAUGAAACCGAGGCAAACUCAUACAACAUCGGAUUCCAAGUCGGUUCGAACAGCAACUUCAAGCCAGGCGAAGUUGCCGAGUGGUUCCAGCCUGCCUUUUCAGUCCAAGAAAGCUGGAAGACAGGCCAAAAGUACAAAUGCGAUGGAAAUCCGAACGGACGAGUAGCCAUCUGGCAGAACGUUGCCCACACCGCAUAUAGCGUUUGGAACACACCAUCCGGUAACUGUGGCUAUUCCAACAGCGAUUAUGACACGUACGUCAACAUCUAUAGAGCUCCCAACCAGGAGAAUGUCGGCGGAGGGUUCUACUGCGUACGUGAUGACGGAUCAGGUUACGUCAGAAACCAAGGUGACGGCUACUGGGAGGGCGGCUGUGCGGGCGGCCCUCAAGCAUAUUGCGGUAAUGGAAAUGUCAUUGGAUAA
Messenger RNA from Kockovaella imperatae, 765 nucleotides. RefSeq lists its product as hypothetical. The record is from RefSeq and is a predicted model, not a curated record. NCBI's taxonomy places the organism in Eukaryota, Fungi, Basidiomycota, Tremellomycetes, Tremellales, Cuniculitremaceae. The coding region runs from base 1 to 765 and encodes 254 amino acids. The transcript has 2 exons.